Messenger RNA from Gopherus flavomarginatus (Mexican gopher tortoise), 1773 nucleotides. RefSeq names its product lipase member M-like. The coding region runs from base 360 to 1556 and encodes 398 amino acids. Lineage: Eukaryota; Metazoa; Chordata; Testudines; Testudinidae. The transcript is spliced from 12 exons. The record is from RefSeq and is a predicted model, not a curated record. Gene Ontology annotation, molecular function: hydrolase activity, acting on ester bonds.
CUGAGCAUUUACUACGAAACCAAGCACUUACUACAUCUGUAGUCUCAUUGAGCUCAAGGGACUAUGCCCUGCAAUAGUCAGUAAUGCCAAUAUAUUGACAUUUAUGGACUUGGCACAUUUGUUUGAUUCUACCAAUCAUGUUGUUUUGUUGUGAAUUCCAUAUUUUUCUAUAAGAUACAACUUUCCCCAGAAGAAUGAAUCAGGCUUUCUUCAGAACCAGUUAACACUACACCUUAAUGAAUUUGAAUGAUGUGAGGCAUUCAAAAUGCUGCUGUUAAACACCGGAGCCAUCAGAGUUGCCGUCACUCCUGCAUCAGAAUCUCUGAGUGGAGCAAGUGAACUUGAGCACAAGAACCAAGAUGUGGCUAUUCAUUACAGUGGCAUAUUUGUUCCAAGGAACUGUAUCUUUAGAGAAACUCAUAAGAAUGAAGAGAGAUCACGUGGAUCCUGAGGCAUAUAUGAACAUUAGCGAGCUCAUUACCUAUAGAGGGUACCCCAGUGAGGAGCAUGAAGUGGUGACGGAAGAUGGCUAUAUCCUUAGCAUUAACAGAAUCCCUUAUGGAAUAGAAAAUCAGGGGAAUACGGUUGUAAAGCCUGCUGUAUUUCUUCAACAUGGAUUACUAGGAGAUGCUAGCAACUGGGUCACAAACCUGGCCAACAAUAGCCUGGGCUUCAUACUAGCAGAUGCUGGCUAUGACGUUUGGAUGGGAAACAGCAGAGGGAACACCUGGUCUAGAAGACACCUCAAUCUUUCUGUUGAGCAAGAUGAGUUCUGGUCUUUCAGUUUUGAUGAGAUGGCCAAGUUUGACCUUCCAGCAGUGCUAAACUUUAUUAUGCAGAAAACUGGACAAGAGCAGUUGUACUAUGUUGGCUAUUCACAGGGUGCCGCUAUAGCUUUCAUUACAUUUUCAACGAUGCCCCAGCUGGCUAAAAGAAUCAAACUGUAUUUUGCCUUAGCCCCUGUAACUACAGUUAAAUAUGCCAGAAGCCCUGCAGUAAAACUCCUGUAUCUUCCUGAAAAGUUUCUCAGGGUCUUGCUUGGCAGAAGGGAAUUAUUUCACCAAAGUGAAUGGCUGAGAAAGCUAAUUGUUUCCUUUUGUGGCCGCGGUAUUUUUACUAAGCUUUGUGGAAAUGUCUUCUUCAUUCUGGGAGGCUACAAUGUAAAUAACAUAAAUAUGAGUCGUGUUAAUGUAUACGUAGCCCGAGCCCCAGCAGGAACAUCUGUACAAAAUGUAAUCCACUGGAGCCAGAUAUUUAAUUCAGGGGAAUUCCAAGCUUAUAACUGGCGCAGUCAAACCAAGAAUAUGGCGAAAUUUGGUCAGGCCACCCCUCCUUUAUACAAGAUAAAAGAUAUGACAGUGCCAACUGCAAUAUGGACUGGUGGAAAAGACUUGCUUGCAGACUUAAAGGAUGCUAAUGUUUUACUCCCUCAAAUUAUUAAUCUUGUUCAUUACAAAAACAUUCCUGAAUGGGCACAUCUGGAUUUCAUCUGGGGGCUGGAUGCGCCGCUGCGCAUGUACAGUGAAAUUAUUGAUCUAAUGGAGAAGAAUCCAUAAACCGCACAAACUAGCCAUGGUUUAGGUUAAUGAUGGAUUCCACUGAUGAAGCUUGUUUUCUCUGUGUAAGGAAAGAGGCCUAUUUUCCUUUUUAUAAAAAAGUUAACCCUUCUACUGACUCCAUUAUUUACUAUGAUUGGCUGUAUUUUCACUGCAUUUGUUGUUGUCAUAUUUUCCAUCCUCCUGGUGAUUUUCCUUAAAUACACUAUCACCUCAG